This is a messenger RNA of Triplophysa dalaica, 2618 nucleotides long. RefSeq names its product F-box and WD repeat domain containing 11a (gene fbxw11a). Bases 78 to 1766 code for a protein of 562 amino acids. The record is from RefSeq and is a predicted model, not a curated record. NCBI's taxonomy places the organism in Eukaryota, Metazoa, Chordata, Actinopteri, Cypriniformes, Nemacheilidae. Gene Ontology annotation, molecular function: protein dimerization activity. The transcript has 14 exons.
UUGUUGUAUCUGGAUUCGCUGGGGUUCACGGACGGGUUUCCAUUUUCACGGUUGGACGCGAACGGAACAAUAAUAAUAUGGAUCCGGACAUGGAGGACAAAACCGUGGAGCUCAUGUGUUCUUUGCCUCGUUCUGUCUGGCUGGGUUGUUCCUCGGUGGCUGAGAGUCUGUGUGCUCUUAGAUGCCUGCAGAGCCUCCCCACCUCCCGGGCCCACAACCAGAACAUGACAGUGAUGGAGUCACAAACAAACACGGAUGAAGUCCUGCAGAAGAAGACAUCAGUAUAUAAGUUAGGGAACGGUUCUGUGGUAGCUUCGCGGAAGAGGUUAUCUCAAGGAAACUUCGAGAAGGAGAAAGAAUUGUGCAUCCAGCUGUUCGAUCAGUGGUCAGAAUCUGAUCAGGUGGAGUUUGUGGAACGUCUGAUCUCACGAAUGUGCCAUUACCAACACGGCCAUAUAAACUCAUACCUUAAACCUAUGUUACAGAGAGACUUCAUCACAGCGCUGCCAGCUCAGGGUCUGGAUCACAUAGCCGAGAACAUCUUGUCAUUUCUAGACGCUCGUUCACUAUGCUCCGCUGAGCUGGUAUGUAGAGAAUGGCAGAGGGUCAUCUCAGAUGGGAUGCUGUGGAAGAAACUCAUCGAGAGGAUGGUCCGCACAGACCCCCUGUGGAAAGGCCUAUCAGAGCGACAUCAGUGGGAGAAAUAUUUGUUUAAAAACCGAACGAACGAAGUCCCGCCCAAUUCAUACUACCAUUCACUCUAUCCCAAAAUUAUACAGGACAUUGAGACGAUUGAAGCGAACUGGCGCUGUGGACGUCACAAUCUUCAGAGGAUUCAGUGCCGGUCAGAGAACAGUAAAGGAGUUUACUGCCUCCAGUAUGAUGACGAAAAGAUCAUCAGCGGCCUGCGAGACAACUCUAUCAAAAUCUGGGAUAAGCAGACCCUGGAGUGUUUAAAGGUUCUGACGGGUCACACUGGAUCAGUUCUGUGUCUGCAGUACGACGACAGAGUCAUAGUGACGGGCUCCUCUGAUUCUACUGUCAGGGUUUGGGAUGUUUCUUCUGGUGAGGUUCUCAACACUCUGAUCCAUCACAACGAGGCGGUUCUGCACCUGCGGUUCUGUAACGGGCUUAUGGUCACGUGUUCUAAAGAUCGCUCCAUUGCAGUGUGGGACAUGGCGUCUGCCACAGACAUCAGCCUGCGCCGGGUGCUCGUGGGUCACCGUGCUGCCGUCAACGUGGUGGACUUCGACGACAAAUACAUCGUGUCUGCAUCCGGAGACAGGACCAUUAAAGUAUGGAGCACAAGCACGUGUGAGUUUGUACGGACACUUAACGGUCACAAGCGCGGCAUCGCCUGCCUUCAGUACCGAGACAGACUGGUGGUCAGUGGAUCUUCAGACAACACUAUCAGGUUGUGGGACAUUGAGUGCGGCGCUUGUCUGCGGGUUUUGGAGGGUCACGAAGAGCUGGUCCGCUGCAUCCGAUUCGAUAACAAGAGGAUUGUGAGCGGAGCAUAUGAUGGGAAAAUCAAAGUUUGGGAUUUGCAGGCCGCUCUGGAUCCACGAGCCCCCGCCAGUACACUGUGUCUGCGCACCCUUGUUGAGCAUUCUGGGCGUGUGUUCCGUCUGCAGUUUGAUGAGUUCCAGAUUAUUAGCAGUUCCCAUGACGACACAAUACUUAUAUGGGACUUCCUGAAUGUUUCCACCAAUGGACAGCCAGAUGGACCGUCGCCCUCACGAACCUAUACGUACAUCUCUAGAUAGCAGGUCCCUCUUCUAUGUGCUAGUGUUUCCUGGGAGAGCUGAUUGGUUGUCGGCUGUGUCUGUCAAGGAAUGAUAUCAGAGGGUCGCCACCUCUUCUCUGACUGGCUAUAAACUUUAAAAACACGCACAUGCCCACAUGAACUCAUGUACUCACGCUUUGCCAAACAAAACACACACUAAAGACUCUGAAGCGCUACAUGAGGGAACACUUGAGAAUCUUGAAACAAAGCACCGUUCUGCUUUUGCGUGGUGCGAAAAUGACAAGCACAAACACACAUGCACACACACACACUCACUCAUUUUUUUGAUUUGAGUAUUUUAUUGCUGCUCAAAUAACCAGAAUAUUCUCGAGGUGAAGCUCUACACUGAAAGCUCGACAGUAAUGUACGAUUGAUGGACGGGUUCACGGACAAGGGUGAGAAACAUGAAAGAUUUUUGGACUGUUGAGAGAGAAUGACACUCUGCAGAAGCAAACGAAGACAUGCAGAAAUGAAAGUUUGGAGAGCAUUCUUUGCCUCUCCGCCGUUCUGAUGUUUCUCAGCACACCUCUGCUUUAGGAUCACGGGUUUAUUCAGGCUGGAUGUGUGGACCGGAGGUCAGCAUGCAUGUGAGGCUCGACUGGACGCCUCUUUCCCUUCUGUCUUUCAUUUUUAUGAUUUUUUUUAUUUUUCUUUAUCUCUUUAUCAUGGUUGUUUGCCAUUCAAUGUCUAGUCUGUUUCUCUAUCUCUGCCUGCCUGCUCAUUGAGGGCCGACUGGUUGUAAACGGAUUUGUCUUGUCAGAUUAUGUUGUAUAUUAAAAAAGAGUUUUUUUUUAUGAAAAAUAUUGUGAAAUAAAGAACUUGAUCAUGUGGA